UAUGUGGCAUUGUGACAACCAUAGGGGAUUAAAGAAACCUUGUUCAGGGUGAAGUUUUGGGAACUUGAUUAACAUAAUUUUUGGGCAGACAACGUACAGAUUCGGCAAAUGAAACUUUUCAAAUAAUAUUAUGCAAAGAAACUGUAUCAGAAUUUUUUCCAAGCGGAUGUGAACACCUCCUGCACUAUACGCGAUUUUAGAGAAUAAAAUUAUAAUAAUUUGAACGUCCAGUACGACAUGUAUCCCGCUUCCUAGGUGACCAAGUGCCAACACUCGUAACAUUUGACAGCUUCUGCAAAAUCGAACUCGAAAAAAAUCAUUGAGCUAGAAUGGCUGCCGCAGCGCUUCCAAAAGUAGUGGCUCAAUUCAAGAAAAUCGCACCCCUGGCCAACAGGGUGUUGAUAAAGAAAGCUGAUCCUAUCACUCAAACCAAGGGCGGAAUAGUGUUGCCAGACCAAACUAAAACUAGAAUCCACAGAGGAACAGCGAUCGCUGUUGGUCCAGGCGGAAGGAAUGACAAUGGGCAAGUAAUCCCAAUGCAGGGCGGAAUCGUGAUACCAGAAAAUACCAAAGAACGAAUCCGAAGAGGUUACGUGGUAGCAACCGGUCCAGGUGCCAGAGGCAAUAAUGGUGAGAAAAUUCCAAUGAGCGUCAAACCUGGCGAUGAAGUGCUACUUCCUGAUUACGGUGCUACCAAAUUGGAGCUGGGGGACGAUGAAGUUUAUUAUAUUUACAGGGAAACUGAAAUACUGGCAAAGAUUAACGAAUGAGUUUGUGUUUUGAUGUGGUUCAAUAAAAUGAUCCAGUAGUUGACUGUUA
Acanthoscelides obtectus is the source of this 819-nucleotide messenger RNA. NCBI's taxonomy places the organism in Eukaryota, Metazoa, Arthropoda, Insecta, Coleoptera, Chrysomelidae. The record is from the annotation of a GenBank genome assembly.